AUGCGCCGAAAACGUGCGACUGCCGCGCUCAAGGACUUAAGUCUCAAAAAGGUGGGCGCCCCAUUUUACAAGAUGCAUAGUUAACUAGAAGAAUAAACCAAGUUAUUCGAGUGACGAAGAAAUAAACUCAGAUACUGAUGAGAGCCUGUUAAGGUAAGCUCAUGUGUAUUCCUGUGUCUUAUUUUUAUUCCCAAGCGACUCGAAGGAAAGAGAUACUGAGGAAGAGUUUGCUCUGGAGACGGCCCAUGAAAAACACGUCCGCUUGACGAAGAAAGCCAUUUCUGCCGCUCUUCGGGCAGGUAAAUUUCCCAAAGAUAUUUUUUCACAAAGUGUAGUCGACUCUGACGAGGAAGAUCCGACUGCUCAUCUCUCUCUCCGGCUCCAGGAAGAAGCUCUUCAAGCUAGAGGGAAAUUGUUUGCCAGGGUCGCAUCUAAUGUUUGCUCGGGUUGCCUUAUUCUAUUUAGUAGGUUAAGGUCGUUGAAGUCGAGGACGUCGUUUGUCUUCGAGGGCACAAGAAAUCUGUUAACUGUAUCUGCAUCUCAUCGGAUAGUAAAUUUCUCUUCUCCGGUGGAAAGGACGCAUCUAUAAUAAAAUGUAUUCUGCGGUUUACCGGUCCAACUUCUAGGGUGCUUGAAAGAACACAGGAAGCUCAUUUCUGCUGACGGCGGACGACGUGGCAGUGCAUCUAAGCAUCAUACCGGACCUGUUUUAUCAAUAGCAAUAUCUGAUGACAGCAAAUAUCUUGUAAGCCUUUCGCACGAGGGUUUCUCUGCUCAUUGAGAUUUCUCAUGGAAACGAUUUUUAUCAUGUUAUUUCCGUUCAAAGACUAGCAUCCAACGGGAACCAUUGGUGGCAUCCGAGUUCGUUUUUCUCACUUCUUAUCUUUGGCCACGUUUGCUUGAAUCUGGGUGGAGUAAGAACUCUGUUCCAGUGUCUUUUAUGGAUAAUUAACACGCCUAGUUGAGAAGUGGUAUUCCUUACCGUCACAAUAUUCUGUUAAUAUUUGCCAGCUGUCUUACGUCGUCUCACCAUUGCCUUAUGCACAAGAACUCAACCUCUUCGACAGUCCUUUUAAUUGAAUUACUAACAUACAAAUCUUGAAAUGUUUAGGCCUCGGGAAGUACUGACAAUGGUAUUAUCAUAUGGAAUCCUCUGGAUUUGAGUCCCAUCUUCCACCUCAAGCGCCAUUUAUCCCCAGUCACGGUAAGACUGUCCUUUCUCAUUGCUUUAAAAAAUUCUUUGGAUGCAACUGAGCAAGUCUUAAGCCUGUUGGAAACCUUGUCUCUGAAACGAAGUUUCAUUCUUGCACAUAGGGACGGGGAUAAUGUUAAAAUUUAGUCGUAUUUGUGCUAUUUCUAGUACUGCCAACUGGCCGACUUGACGCAAAGUACUAAAGCUAAAGUUCUCCCGUCUUCAACAACGAUCCACAUUGAAAUUUUGUCCUGGUAGCAGUGUGCAUCUUUUCAAAAGCAGCGUUAAUACCAGAUUAUACUCAGACAAAGAGUGGUGUCUAGCUAUACGGGGCACUUACGGUUUGCUUUGAUCGUUGUCAAAAACUCCGAUUUACUGCGGUUUCGGCGUUUAUGGCUCUUCUUUUUCACCUUUACCCUCGUAUUUCCGAAAGCCCAAAGUCAUGAUACACAACCCUAUUUGGGAGCUUGGUUUCACGCCCGAACGCAACCAGUCACGUUGGAUCUGGAUGAGAACUACCCAUUUUCCUUCACUUAUGGAUAGCCUUUGAAACACAUAAAUGCACCAUUACUUAGUAUUUGCCGAUUAAAAUAUAGCUUGUCGCUACCGUGUGAACUGAAAACCCAGUGUCUGGGGGUAAGACGCGAGCAAACGAGCGCCUGUUAUUCACUGCUACAGAGCGUCGGGCUUGCAAACUGGUUACUUUAGUGCCGAAAUGUGGCGGUCAGUUCGCCGGCAUCCAAUGAAAAAGCAUUCUGUACGUAUACUCCCGAAAAUCCUGCUAAGUCUCAUUAUACAUGGUCAUUUGCCUUUAACUAUUGUAGAAAGGUACAUUAGUGCCUUCGGAUAGUCAUUCUUUGCAGUGCUGAUCUGAGCUACCACGUCCUGUAGUCAUGGCUAAUGCACACCUUCCCUUCUAUACUUUAGUGUACCUUGCGCAUGGUUUCUUUAUUAAUGUUGACUCGACAAACCUGUUUCAUGGUUAUCCCUUAGUUAAGCAGGGGCGUACAUCUGGUAAAACGUCCUAUAAAAAGCAUUCUGGAGCUCUCAGUCCCAUUGACCAAAAUGCCUUUAUUUUGUCAUCCGCCAGUUAUGCCGGCACCAAAAUCAAAGAAACGUCGAUUUCUGACAGAUAGAUAGAUGGAUAAAGCUCGAAAAUGCAUUCGCAUUUUAGCCUCUAAUAAUUUAGGUAAACACCGUUUCUAUAGGAUGCAUUGUAAGGUUAAGUACAUCAAAUAGUAGUUAUGAAUUAUUCCAUAAGCAUGGCAGAUGCUGGCAGCCUUUCCUCCCGGAUAAGCGGUCAAUCAAGGGUGAAACUCGAUCACGGACAGGUAUUACCACUCUUUCGCAGGGGGCAGUCUUCUCGUUUUUGUUAACAGAACACAUUUACGUAAUACGCUGCUCCAGGCCACUUGGCAUUCGCCACGAAAUCCCUGUUUUCCGGCACCACCAUGGGUUGGGCACUUUUGUUUGCACUGUAUAACGGAGCUGAGGAAGAGGUCUGCUCACACUCCCUGCGCAUUCCUACCGCACUUUGUUAUUCCAUGCGAAGUCUGCCUUUUUGUCGCUUGUUUAACAUCUUGUGCCAAAUUCUUCCAUAAUAAACGCAGUAAAACAUCAAGAAAAAUGUUCUGGCGUCCUUUUAGGCUAUUAGUUUUCGGCGUCAGUCACACAUGCUCUUCAGUGGUGACAGAUCCGGUCGUGUGUGUGUAUGGAACAUGCCACUGACGGAAAUUCUCCAGGAUCAGGGGUGAGUUUUUCCUGUAAUAAUUGGUGCUCUGGGGACUUCAUUUCGCCCUGCCGCAGUCUUGCAGUAACAACAUUAUCUUAAAUUUCACUGUACCUGUAAAUUCCUCCAAUCAAUUACCACUGAAUUCCUCGACCUCGUGUCCACUUAGUGCUACUGAGCUUGUGUUUCUGUGAAAGAUGCUUCGGAAUUUUCAGUGCAUCAAGGUCAACAUUUAAAAAAGAAAAUCAACUUAUGUGCUUGACAGCAUUAGCGUAAACUCAAAAUUACGAAACCCAGAACAGUUUGCUUAGUGUUUGACUGAAGGAGUGGCCCGGGCAGCAUUUGGCUCGCUCAAACCGACCUCGUACAUGCCGACCAGCUAGUGUUGAGCCAGUUUUUAUUAUAACUUCUGCGGGUGCAUAUAGUGGACCAGCAUUGGGGCUCCGCAUAGAUGGCACUUUAGAAAUCUAGAUAUUUGUGAUUUUCAAGUAUGAGACUUGAAAAAAGCGCAAUUUCUACAAAACUACUCAAGAACUGGGGUUUUGUCAUUCUGAAAAAAUUCAUCCCAGGCAUUUCGACAUUGAUACUACUUUAAGUAGUGUUUAAGCUGGCAUUGUAACUUAUCAGUACUGCAACUUGUACACUCUACCUGCAAGGACAUUUAAUCAUUUCGGUUAUUUUCACGAAUUUCGCCCCCACUUCUCGCUUUUUUCUGUUCUUCCCCCUAGAGCUGCUACGAAAAUCGAGGUCCUUUCAAUCUGUGGGCUUUCAGCCGAACGCUGUAUCUCAUCUUCCGGUUUUGGGGGAGCCGGCAUAUGCCUGUGGAAAGUCGAAGAGGAGGUCUGUGUGCAGUAUAAUGUGAAAAACAUUGCGGAGUAAGUACUGCCUUUCUUUUUUAGUGAUCUCACAUGGCCGUCAACUGAUACAUAUAACCCAUGCAUCCAUCUGGUGAAAGCAAGAAUUUCGAAUAUUCGCCAUUACCAUGUAGAAAUUGGAGGCAAAUAAUAGAUUGCGUUAAGGAGACACGCUGCGUUUGAUGUGACACAGGUCCACACCAAUAACUGCUGCCGCUGCUACUCAGUGCUACUACGCACCUUUUAGUGUCAGUUACCCAAGGCAAGUCACUUAAUAGCUUCAAACAGAGUUUAAUGUGGACAACACUGAGCAACCCGUCUCUGUUUAGAGAAUAGCUCAUGUGAACGAUCACUACUAGGGCAGGAUGGACGGUUUCUCCUGUAUUCGCUCGGACCCAGUUAACCAAGGUAUUUGAACAAUGUAGUGCGAUCAAGCAGGAAAGAAAGCGAGGCUAACCGAGCGAACAGAUCUCCAAAUUCUUUCCGAGAAGAUACUGGAUUUCCCGACGUCCGAUAGCAGGAGGCAAAGUCGAUAUUACCUGCCUAUAACCGUGGAUCUGUUCUCCACUAUAGUAUUUCAUAGUGAAUUUUAGGUAUGUUUUGGCCAGUGUUUAUCAUCGUCCCACUUCACAAUCGUAUCCUAGUAGCCAUCUUUUACCUAAGCUCCAAUCAAUAACGUUGGUUUCGCUAGCAAGCUCUCUUCGACCUCUAUUCGUCAUCUUUCUGGGUGCUUAUGUGCAUAAUAUGGCACUGGUGUUUAGUGUGCCAGAAGGCAGGGGAUUUUCGAGCACACCUUAAUUCGUCUACACUUUCCUUUUUACAGACUUUCAAUUGAAUGUGUCUACGCCGUAAACGACGAUCUUUUUAUUGGUGGGUCAACGUCCAAGUAAGUUCGUUCUGACAUAUUACAUAUUCUUCUUAGCGCAUCAUGAUCGCUCUAUUCUAGGGCUAUUUGGACCCCAUUUAUUAUGUCCAGCUGUUUUUUGUCGCUCUUAAGCUCUCCUUUAGCCUUGCAGCGGUGGGUCACUAUGACGGGCUGUUUAGUACCCACGGCUUUGGGUUAUGCAGUUUCACUCGACGGCAGACCUGUCGUGUCCUACAAAAUUAACCUAAUGGGUGAUGCCCUGGCGGGCUAGAGUAAACAAUGUGAUUCGACCGCGUGCAAAGUUGGGGAUGUGGGAACUGUCAACCACUACCUAAAAGCGAUGAGGCAUAGUGCCCGACCGGGCUGGGCGUACAACUGACUGUGAUCGUUUUUUUUUACUUUCUCUCACUAUUGCUAUUUAGCACCCUCUACCUAUGGCACGUGAGCCGAGGCAGCCCAAUUUGCCGCAUAUACCCCGCCCAUCCGACCUCCUCGCACGCUCCACCUCGGCUGCCCACGGAACGACCGGCUGUAAACUGGGUCACUGCGGUCGCCGGUCUUUUUGGCACUGAUCUCUUUGCCUCCGGCUCUUCCACGGGACACGUUCAGCUCUGGAAACUGGUAGUAGAAGGCAAAGCCUUCUCCUUUGAUGACUGCGGAAAGGCUGGUCUGGAACAGGAAGAUGAUGACGAGGAUAAAGAAGAGGAGGUGGCCAGAUUCGCGCGCCGCGGCGGCGCUGGCCGGCGUCUUCGUGUGCACCAUGACAACACACGUAUCGAGCGCAUACCGGGGGCUGAUUUCAACCUGGUAGGUUCCUGACUUAUCAAUAUUUAAUUUUGUCAAGGGCGCCCAUGACGCUAACGACCGCUGCGCGUCUGCUCCGGCGAUUUUUGAAUGCUAAAUGUCCACGUUAUCGAUUAGUUCGCGACGAGUUGGGAGCGCGUGGGCAUACUUUUCCCAGAUGGCCUGAUAAGGUUUUUGUACCCAGACAGCUUUUGCUUACAAGGGCUCAAUAUUAUUCCCCUCCCAUGUAUUCACCUGACAAAAAGCACAAUUUUCGCUGGCGCCCAAACUUUGACUUUUGAUGCAGCUUUCCAAAUGACCCUCGACGCACGUAGUGGACAUCUAGACAGGACAGUCAAUGGAGCUGCUAAAUUUCAAGCCCAACUAUCGUUGUCUAUUCACGCACGGCUUUUUAUAAAACACCUGAGUAUGUGUCUGAAUUUGUGCCUCAGCACUAGCUGUUCUAGGAAGAAAUUUAUCGAGGAGCUUCAUCUCCCAUCCCCUGGUGAUUGUUUUUAGAGAAAAGCCUCCUCAGGAAUGAGUUUGUGGCCCUAAAGCGUGUCUCUGCUGUAGAAGCAACAGCGCCUGUAACAGCCAAUGUAGUGGGUUUUUCUUAAGUCAUACGGUCAGGCCUAGUCCCCGGUUUUCAGACGCCAGACGGAGUGAAGGGGUUGAUAGUGGAACGACCAAUAAAUCGGCACGCCAGUGCACAUGUAGGUUAGAGAGCAUGCGUCGACUUUUGGAGGAGUUGCUCGAACCUGUACAAAGAUGCAGUUAAGGCAGAAGACUUGACUGGUGCGGUCUAUUCAAGAUGGACCGGUGAGUUACCACGUUAACAUGGGGGACAGGGGCUUGUUCGACGCAGCCCAUCCUAGUAAUUACUGUACCAGGCGGCUCCAGUAAAUACGUUCACUUUCGGGCCCCGGUUUUGUGAUGUAAAUCAUAGUGUCGAAGGAUUAAAGUCUCAUCGUCCGCGAUCACGUCGAGACACCAGUUUGUGGUGGCCAAGGCAAUAGGCGUAUCCUAAUUCCACAUUCAUCAGGCUCAGUCCUGACUGGCGAGGAAGUGUGGAAAAUAUCGGGUUGAUGGAUUUAUUCAGUGCGAUGCUCAGAGCAUUUGUCCCAGCUAGCAAUAGCCUCCGGCGAGGCCGGGGCAUGUGCGAACAGUGCUACGCUAUACUCGGGGGAGGAGUAUGGUGUAGACUGACGUCAUGGGUUUGUGGGAGCAAGUUUAAGGGACUCGGUCCAAGUAUCACGUGAGACGAUUGCGGUUGCCUAGAUACGCGUGUCGACGUUGCAGGUGGCCAAAGUGACCGGUCGGGCUGUAAGGUCAGCUUGUCAGAGUGCCCAGAAUUAAAAUGGGUCGUCUUGAAUCAACAAAAAGUUGGACAAAGACAAUUAGGGGGGGACCAGUGGUAGUGGAGGUGGCCAUGACCGUCUACGCGCUCUCGCUUCACCACUGUCUCGAUGGACACUUACUGAAGCGCAGUCGUACAGCUACUUUUCAGGGCUAUGUUUUCUUUUGUCACUCAUUUGUUACAAGCCGCACACCAACGUUAGGGACUGGCCUCCUAAGUCCUUGUAAUGAAGAACACCAACGUCGACUGUUGCGCUCACUAGCUCAGUGUUUUCCCUCUAAAGGCUGGCUUCAUCAACAGUCUCGCCUUCUCAAACGACGGUCAGUGGCUGGCUGUUGGGAUUGGUCAGGAGCACCGCCUUGGCCGCUGGGAGGAACGAAGGAAGGUGAACGAUGUGGUUUGCCUUCUUCCAAUUAAUAUUCCUGUCAGGUAAGAUUUUGUAGUGUAGUGGUUUUGUGCUAUAUGUAGACCUGAAGUAAUUAUAUUAGGCUCUCAUUUUCGUUUUAUCCUUUGCAGCCAACAGCGAACACGGUCUGCUCUGCAUGAGUGA
Molecule: messenger RNA, 7330 nt
Organism: Spirometra erinaceieuropaei
Lineage: Eukaryota; Metazoa; Platyhelminthes; Cestoda; Diphyllobothriidea; Diphyllobothriidae
Source: the annotation of a GenBank genome assembly